This is a messenger RNA of Lolium perenne, 336 nucleotides long. RefSeq lists its product as uncharacterized. The record is from RefSeq and is a predicted model, not a curated record. Gene Ontology annotation, molecular function: nucleic acid binding. Lineage: Eukaryota; Viridiplantae; Streptophyta; Magnoliopsida; Poales; Poaceae.
AUGGCGGAAUUCUGCGAAGACAACGAGAUUCGACUCGACCUCGCCUUAGCCACGCAUCCCGAGUUGAACAGCCAAGCAGAGCGAGCCAAUCAGAGAAUCCUCCACGGCCUCAAGCCACGACUGCAAGUGACCUUGGAACAAGCUGUCGGAUGCUGGGCCGAGGAGCUGCCCUCUAUCCUCUGGGGCAUCCGCACAACGCCCAACAGGUCGACGGGUUAUACACCCUUCUUCUUGGUCUACGGCGAGGAAGCUAUAAUGCCCACAUACAUCGACCAUGAUUCGUCACGUGUCGUCAACUAUUCAGAGGAAGAAAACGAGAUCACCCGUCAGGAUUGA